Molecule: messenger RNA, 1632 nt
Organism: Drosophila rhopaloa
Lineage: Eukaryota; Metazoa; Arthropoda; Insecta; Diptera; Drosophilidae
Product: kallikrein-6
Exons: 7
Coding region: 63-1481 (472 amino acids)
Biological process (GO): proteolysis
Molecular function (GO): serine-type endopeptidase activity
Source: RefSeq, a predicted model, not a curated record
UUCUCUUGGUGAAUCUAUUUUUUUAGAAUAUAUUUCAGUUGCAUAGCAUCUUUUCUCUGGGAAUGAUGUCUGCCUUGCUGUCGUUAUCUCUAUUAGCAUUGGUGCUUAGCCAUAAUUCAUUCGCACAGCUCUUGGAUGAAAGGUGCCAGAAGGGUAUUGAAUCGCAAAAUUUCAACACACCAUGGAUGGCAAGCGUUUACAAUGGAAAUGAAUUUAUUUGCGCUGGAACGCUGGUGCACAAACUGUUUGUCCUAACGGCUGCCACUUGCAUAAAAGAAAGGAGUCAACUGUUUGUGCGUUUGGGGGAGUUCUGCGCCACAUCGCAAUGCAACAACAUUGAACAAUAUGGUGUGGCGAUUGCUAUUCAACAUCGGGAUUUCGUGCCCAUCGAAAACACGAACGAUAUAGGUCUGCUGAGACUCCGGGGUGAAGUGGUUUACAAUGCGCACAUUCGGCCGAUAUGCAUAAUCUUGGAUGACGUCAUUACUUCAGCGCCAAUCCCAAAAUUCAUUGCCUUUGGCGAGCAUGAAAAUCAUGUACAGCAAACCAUAUUCCUGACCCAUAGGAAAUCGUUCGAGUGCUACCGAAAUGGUAAGAUUUUACAUAAUAAGCAGAUCUGCACCGGAUCUGUAGCCACCCCUUGUAUGGGAAACACCGGUGGUCCGCUUGUGGCGUAUUUCAAUUACGGCGGAGAAAAACUCACCGUACAGUUUGGGAUCGUGAAGAACGGCAGUGAGUUGUGCAACUCGGAAAGCAUUCACACAGAUGUUUCGGCCUACAAAGAGUGGAUUUAUAAUACUGUGCGCAACUACGAAACCGAAGGCGAUCGUGUUUUGUACGAGGAGUGCAGCAGCAAUUGGACUGCCGAUGUUAUUGUUCGCCUAUGGGAGGUUUCUCUAUUUGAGAAUACCUUCUCUGGAGCGCUAAUCACAAACCAAUUUGUCAUGACUGUUGCAAGUGCCUUUCUCACAGCUUUCACUCCGAUAAAGGUGGAAACAAAAUAUCAUGAACGCUUUGACGUUGAAUCGAUUUACAAGCAUCCACAGUUCAAAUAUUCAUUAGAAUCAAUAGAGAACAACAUUGCCUUGCUCAAACUAACUCAGAAGGUGCCAAACUCAGAUCUUGUAAAACCCAUCUGCAUUGUCCUGAACCCUACAACUCCAAGAACGUUGACUGCUCUCGUCGAUGUGAUCACGGAAGAUUUUAUGGGCGUUAAAAAACUAACUUUGAGCCUCAUUGAUCAUUCUAUUUGCGCCCAAAAGAUUGGAGUACCAUUAGAACCUAGUCAAUUUUGUGUCGAGAAACCCCUCGAUUUGAAUAACGAAAAUCCUGGCUCAAUAUUGGGUCUAUUUAGAAAUAUCAGCGGUAUCGGGAGGUACCUUCUCUUUAGCAUUAAAAACUUUGAAAGAGCUGGAUUAAUUGUUUAUACAAAUAUACAAAGUUACGGAAAUUGGAUAGUGAAUACAGUCAAUGAUGAUUAGAAUUACUGUUGUUCAAUGGAAAUAUGAAGUUUGUAAUAUAGAAGAAAUAAAUGAAGAAACUAAACCAUAAAAACAUAUACAGGAUAUUCAGCUUUAAAACUUAUCUUUAAGAAUGUUAUCUAUGUAUUUUCGAGUGGACAAAAUAAAAAUA